AUGGUGGUUGUUCCUUUAGAGGAAGAGGAAGGGUUUGCUAAGAAUUUGGUUAAGGUAGAAUAUGAGUGGCAGCCCCCUAGAUGCAGCGUGUGCAAGGUGUUUGGUCAUACAGACUUGAAAUGUCCGAAACAGCAAAUCAAACAAACAAGGGCUGAUUAUCAAAAGUUAGAGGACGGGUAUGAGGUGGUAAAGAAGAAAAACAAGGCUAAGUAUGGAUUCCCGACGAAGAAACAAGGGACGAGGUUUGAGUAUAGGCCGGUUCCUAAAAACACUAAGCAUGAGCCAAGAAUCAUUAAUGUUAUAGACGAAUUGGAAAAAGCGACAAUUGCAGUGCCGUUGGAAGAGGUGAAUCAAGUCAAGACUAGCAAUAAAUUUGAAUUGUUGGGUGGGGAUGUGGAAUAUACGAUUGAAAAGAGUGGGCGUACUAGUGUAGAGAUGCAACAUAAUGUGUCAAAAAUGAUAAGCAUGAGACUGAAGGUGAUAAAUCUGAUGAUGAGGAAGUGGAAGAGGUGUAUAACGAAACAAUCCAAUCCUUGGUGGGAGACCGGAAGAAAUCUGAGGGGGCAAGCACUCCCGGUGAGAAUGUUCCCCAUGUCUAGUAUAGCUUCCUGGAAUAUAAGGGGGUUGAACCGCCCUCUAAAACAAAAAGAGGUUCGCAAGAUUUGGAGGACUUGGGAUUGGACUUCAAAUGGUAAUUGCUGUCCAAAGGGUACUAGAAUCAUUCUCGGAUGGAACACAGCGGACGUAGAUGUUAUGGUGUUGGAUCAAACUAGUCAAGUUAUCCAUGCUCAAAUAAAGUUUAAAAGGGAUUCCAAAAUCCUGUUUUGCUCGUUUAUCUAUGCGGAUAAUUACUAUAAGCAUAGAUGGGAUUUAUGGGAGAGUCUAUGGCACCACAAAGCAUUAGUCCAUGAUAAACCAUGGGUAAUGUUAGGGGAUUUUAACUCUUCUUUGAACCUAGAAGAUAACUUGUUUGGGUCGUCCAAAGUGAAUACUGGUAUGAGGGAUUUUAAAGAAUGUGUAGACGAUUUGGAAGUUUUUGAUGUCAACAGUACGGGAGUUCACUACACAUUGAAGCAAAAACCUAAGAAGGGAAUUGGAGUUAUAAAGAAAAUUGAUAGAAUUAUGUCCAAUGAUCACUUUAUAGAUAUAUUCCCAGCAGCUUGGGCGAUCUUCCACCCCAACAGAAUUUUGGACCAUUCGCCAUGUAUCCUAAAGUUGUCGUCCCUGACUAAGGAGAAGCCAAAACCGUUCAAGUUUGCUAACUUCAUUGCUAGUAAAGAAAGGUUUUUUAAAGUGAUCCAGCUGGAUAGUGACCCGAGUAAUGAUGGGCUUCGGCAAAAGGAGGUUGUUAUCUUUAAAGCUUUUAAUGAUGUUUCGGCUGAUGAGGAAUGCUUUCUCAAACAAAAAGCUAAAGUUGAAUGGCUAGGGGCUGGUGAUUCCAAUACAGCUUUUUUCCACAAUUCAGUUAAGAGUAAAAAUCACAGGAGUAGAAUUAAGUUUAUAAAAGAUACAAAUGGUACCCAAUAUGGAGGAGCUGAUGCGUCGAAAGCUCUCCUUGAGCAUUACGAAAAGUUUCUUGGACAGAAAGACAAUAACUUGGAGAGACCAUCUCCUGAAAUGUUUGUUAAUAAGUUAACAUUGGCGAAAGCGCAAACAAUGGUUGUGGCGAUUUCGGAUGAUGAAAUAAGGAAUGCUAUGAGCAGAAAGUUUAAGUCGUUCAAAGUGAGUUCUAGCUCACUUCUUCAACUUUUUCUUCUUGCUUCUUUAUUCUUAACACUUGAAUAA
Molecule: messenger RNA, 1785 nt
Organism: Helianthus annuus (common sunflower)
Lineage: Eukaryota; Viridiplantae; Streptophyta; Magnoliopsida; Asterales; Asteraceae
Exons: 3
Coding region: 1-1785 (594 amino acids)
Source: RefSeq, a predicted model, not a curated record